Molecule: messenger RNA, 948 nt
Organism: Lachancea sp. 'fantastica'
Lineage: Eukaryota; Fungi; Ascomycota; Saccharomycetes; Saccharomycetales; Saccharomycetaceae
Source: the annotation of a GenBank genome assembly
AUGAUUUCUACAAGAAACUUGGACAACUUCGAUCAAGACCUCCAUCAAAGCCGUUCAAUGACCAUCACUUCAUCAGAGCUCUUGUCUAUAGAGCAAUUCUUAUGUUCUUUGGCUCGGGACCAAGUUGGUCCAAUCAUCAAGGCGAAGUCUGGAACUCAACACUCUUAUGACGCUAAAAGUGGAUCAAGAGCUGUAGACAUCGUUACAGCCAUCGACAAACAAGUUGAAAAACUUAUCUGGACUGCUGUCAAGGAGAAAUAUCCAACUUUCAAGUUUGUGGGAGAAGAAAGCUACGUUGCAGGAGAAACGAAAAUCACUGACGACCCAACAUUUAUCAUAGAUCCGAUCGACGGAACUACCAAUUUUGUUCAUGACUUCCCCUUUAGCUGCACUUCUCUUGGACUAACCAUCAACAAGACGCCUGUUGUUGGCGUUAUCUACAACCCGCAUCUGGAUCUUUUGGUUUCUGCAUCGGAAAACAACGGCAUGCGAGUUGAUGGAGCUGAUUUCGAUUUUAAGACCAAAAUACAGUCCAUGGGACCUUUACAGCUGUCUAAGUCCGUCGUAGCCCUACAGCCUGGCUCAGCUCGCGAAGGACCAAAUUUCAAGACCAAAAUAAGAACAUAUGAGAAUUUAUUGUCGUGUGAUGGUGGAUUUGUCCAUGGAUUCCGCAAUUUGGGCUCCAGUGCAAUGACAAUGGCCUACAUUUGUCUCGGGUACCUUGAUAGCUACUGGGAUGGUGGCUGCUACGCCUGGGACGUUUGCGCUGGAUGGUGCAUUCUCAAAGAAACAGGCGGAAGAGUUGUAGGUGCUAAUCCGGGAGAGUGGGACGUCGCAGUCGACAACAGAACCUACCUCGCGGUUCGUGGCUGCGAAGAUGCUCAAGAACAAGAACAGUACAUCAAGGGCUUCUGGGAAUGCGUAGAAGGUCGCCUCGACUAUAAUUAA